AUGCUGGCUAAUCUAACAAUGCACGGGCUAGAUCCAAAAAAACUAGAGUUAGUCAGCUUCAGUCUCGGCGGCCACACCGCAAGCUUCGUAGCCAAAAACUACCGUCAAAUGACCGGCAAAAACAUCUCUGCUAUCACAGCUUUAGAGCCAUCUGGGCCUUGCUUCAGACACCUCGGACCUGACCAAAGACUAGACCCAUCUGACGCCGAUUUCGUCUUUACUGUACAUUCAAAUAUAGACGCUUACGGCAUAGCAACACCUCUUGGACACGUGUCAAUCUAUGUCAACGGGGGUGAAUACCAGUAUAAUGAUGUUUGGAGUGUACCUUGUCUUAUAUUUUGUAGUCAUUCUAAAACAUACUUCUUAUGGAUGUCAGCACUUAUAAAUCCUGGUAUUUUCGUGGCGAUGCAAUGUGAUUCUGUACAGCAGGCGAGGGAUGGAGAUUGCUACGAGAGGGAACCUAAAAUAUCGAACACUAUGGAUAUAUUUGUCGAUAAAAGUAAGCCGGGUAUAUAUUAUCUUCCUACAUUUAACCGGUACCCGUAUGGGCUGGGAACGAAAGGAUUGAAGAGGGAAGAAAACCAGAUAGUGAAGCAUUUGAAUUGGCUCAAUGCUAAAGAAGUGCUGACAAUGUAG
Molecule: messenger RNA, 636 nt
Organism: Cydia fagiglandana
Lineage: Eukaryota; Metazoa; Arthropoda; Insecta; Lepidoptera; Tortricidae
Product: lipase member H-like
Exons: 1
Coding region: 1-636 (211 amino acids)
Biological process (GO): lipid catabolic process
Molecular function (GO): lipase activity
Source: RefSeq, a predicted model, not a curated record